AGAAGACUGUCGCCGUUUGUCAACAACGACGGAAUCAAAAACCGACCAUGGCGGCCCAAACGACUGCUGAUGAAGUCUGUAAAUAUGCCUAUGAGGGGAACUUGGCUGUUUUGAAGCUGAAAAUACAGGGGAAUAAUUCAUUUUCAUCCCGGAAAGACACUAGUGGUCGUGCUCCCUUGCACUGGGCAGCUUCUGGUGGACACACAGACAUCGUGGCAUAUCUUUUGGAGUUGCAAGUGCCAGUGAAUGACAGAGAUGAGACCCAGUGGACACCUCUGAUGAUAGCUUCCUCAGCUGGUCACUUACAGAUUGUGUAUGACCUGAUGGGUCAUGGUGCUCAAGUCAAUGCUGUCAAUAAUACUGGCCAGUGCUCUCUGCAUUAUGCAGCAUCGAAAGGGCGUUUGGAGAUUUCAGAAACUUUAAUCAAACAUGGCGCUGAUGUGGAUCCCACUGAUUCUGUUGGACAUACUCCUCUCCACCGUGCUGCUAGCAAGGGCAACCUGAAUAUUGUGAAACUCCUGAUCUCAAACAAAGCCAAUUUAGACUUGAGGGACAUUUCAGGAUGCACUCCAUUGCAUCUUGCAUGUGAGGAUGACAGUGGAGAGGUUGCCAAACUGUUAAUAGAUAAUGGUGCUAGAACUGACAUCAGGAACAAUGAUAAAAAAACAGCUUUUGAAUUGGCUCCAAGAACACUGAAAAGGAAUCUUGAAAGCGCUCUUGAUCGGUGAUUGACAUCUAGUGGUUAAAUAUGUGUCCCUAUGCUUGAGGGGAAUGAAAAGCACUUGUACAAAAUCAUUCACUUUUUCCUCUCCGUUUCCAUCGUUUCAGAAAAUAAAUUGUGAACUCAAAG
This is a messenger RNA of Aplysia californica (California sea hare), 850 nucleotides long. Its product is annotated as 26S proteasome non-ATPase regulatory subunit 10. The transcript has 6 exons. Bases 48 to 728 code for a protein of 226 amino acids. Gene Ontology annotation, cellular component: cytoplasm; nucleus. NCBI's taxonomy places the organism in Eukaryota, Metazoa, Mollusca, Gastropoda, Aplysiida, Aplysiidae. Gene Ontology annotation, molecular function: protein binding. The record is from RefSeq and is a predicted model, not a curated record.